AUGAACGGCUCUUCAGAUACAAAUUCUCUAAAAAAUAAGCUAUUAGAGCUAGGAUUUAAAGAAAAUGUAAUCGCAAUUGCACUUUGGCAGACCGAUAAUAUAAGUGAAGCAAUCCAAUGCAUUUUAGAUGUCACCGAAAAAGGCCGAAGUCAAAUUCCAGCGAAAGAUUAUUACUUCCUGCAGCUUCGCGAAAUGGGAUACCCUUUAGACGCUGUCAGCAAAGCUGCUGAAAAGCCAUCACUUACAGAAGCACUUGAUUUUCUCAACAAUCCUCCAGAAAUAAAUCAGGCUCCUAAAAAGCGUGCCCAUGAAGCUGCUGAAAAGCCAUUGCCUAUAAUAUUUUUCAAAAAACCCUCACUCCCCUCCAUGACUGAACAAAAACAUUUAUAUAUAAAUUUUAUAAUUAAAAAUGUUUUUUCGAAAAUUUAAAAAAAAUCCCAAUUGAAAACUAAUAUUAAUUUAACUUGUAAAGUUAUCUUUUAAAAUACAAUUUGUUUAAAAUUCGACUGAAUUAACGAUAGAUUUCAUUAUGCUAAUUAGCACUUAUAUCAAAAUAUUUUUUUAUAAAAUUUUUAUUCGUUCACGGAGGGUGGAUAUUAGGCAAAAAAUAAGCAUUUUUCUAAUGGUUUUGUUCGCUCACGGAGGGACAAGUCAAGAAAAAAAUCAAGUCCUUGAACAGCCUGCCAAAAAUUCAGCUUCGAUGAGUGAUGCAGAAAAAUUUUUACACAUAGGACUUGCAAUUUUUAAUAAUUUUCAAGAAGAAAAUAAAGUUCCUAAAAAGCCUGCCGAACCAAAUAGCGCCUUUCAUAAAAUUAUCAAUAUUGUUGAAGAUAUAGGAGAUCGAUUGUUUUGUAAAGGUGGGCCAGUUGAUACUUACGCCCAGAAACUGAAGCAGCAAGGGAAAUCUUUAGAGACUGCUUUUAAUGAAAUAAAAAGAAAUAUCAUCAGAAGAGGAUGUCAGGAAAGACCAAGAAAUGAGGAUAUUCAAGAUUUUUCUCCUGAAGAAAUAAAGGCAGCAAGAGAGGAGUCAAAAGAAGAUAUCUUGCAUCCAUAUUUAUACUCAGAACAGAUAAAUGAAGACUUCCCAAUUGAGGAGCAAUUUGCUGAUUGGGAAGAACCUAUAAAUCAGAAUUUACUUCAGGAGCGACAAAAUAUAAAUGAAGAAAUCCCAUUUGAAGAGCAAGAUGCUUAUCAUGAAGGUGAUAACUAUCAAUAUAUAUCUCCUGAGCCAAUAAUUAUCAAUGGAAAUGUAUUUCCUCCGCGUUCUCAACUUUAUAUAUUGAAUAUUUUAGAAAGUUAUUAUCGCCCAAAUGGGAUUUCUGAAAGUAAUAUGAAAAAACUUAGAGAAAUCAGAUACCAGGCUGGGACGAGUCCUGAUACUUGCGCAAUUUGUAUGGAAGCCUUUACUGCUAAUGAGUUCCUACAAAAGUUGCCAUGCAAUCAUUGCUUUCAUAAUGAUUGCAUAAAGAAGUGGCUAAAAAUGAGUGCCAAGUGCCCUCUCGAUCUUUUAGAUAUAUAA
Messenger RNA from Blepharisma stoltei, 1519 nucleotides. Lineage: Eukaryota; Ciliophora; Heterotrichea; Heterotrichida; Blepharismidae. The record is from the annotation of a GenBank genome assembly.